Molecule: messenger RNA, 2655 nt
Organism: Cuscuta europaea
Lineage: Eukaryota; Viridiplantae; Streptophyta; Magnoliopsida; Solanales; Convolvulaceae
Source: the annotation of a GenBank genome assembly
CGCCGAUUUUCUAUGCCCCAUUUUUCCCACCACAUCCGAACCCAAUCAACUGAAAAACUCCCCAUUAUCACUUCUCUGUUUCUGAAACCCACCACCACCAUCUUCGAUUCUCAAAAAUGCACCCAAGAAUGUUCCACAUAUUCUCUCUUCCCUUCGCCUUCUUCAUCACCAUUUCCUGCGCAUCACGCUCGGAGUGCUUCUCCAUCGAUUUCCCGGCUUUCACUCUCAGAAACCUCACCCUUCUUGGAGACUCGUAUCUCAGAAACGGCGUCGUAGGGCUCACCAGAGAGCUUGGCGUCCCGUCAUCAAGCUCCGGCUCCGUCAUAUACGACAACCCAGUUCGUUUCUUGGAUCAAGAAUCCAACACCACUGCCUCCUUCUCCACAAGAUUCUCUUUUUCAAUCGAUAACGUCAACCCGGCGUCAUUUGGGGAUGGGUUGGCCUUCUUUUUGGCCGCCGACAACCAGACGUUGGGGAGUCCCGGCGGGUUCUUGGGUCUGGUCAACUCAUCGCAGCCGACCAAGAACAAGUUUGUGGCUGUGGAGUUCGACACGAAGCAGGAUUUGGAGUUCUCCGAUCCAGACGGGAACCAUGUGGGGUUGGAUCUCGACAGCCUCGUCUCGAUCAAGACUGCGAACGCGAGUUUGGCAGGUAUUAAUCUCAAGUGUGGGAAUGUGAUCACGGCUUGGGUAGAUUACAAGAACGAAGAGAAGAAGGUGGAGGUGUUCUUGAGUUACUCGAGUUUCAAGCCUGAAACCGCUUUGCUGCAAGUACAGGUCGACCUCUCUGAGUUCUUGCAAGAGUUUAUGUUUGUGGGUUUCUCGGCUUCGACGGAAGGAAGCACAGAGUUGCAUUACAUCGAGAGUUGGAGCUUCGAGACCUCCGGAUUUAGGGAUUCGAGGCAAAGAAUUCUCCCAAACAACGUCGCCGUCCCCUUGAAGCUGCCUCCCAUUCCGCCGCCGCCGCCGGCAGACUCAGCCGGAAGCAAUCGUGGCAAGAACCUCCGACUGGGUCUCGGAAUUGCAUUUCCAGUAUUCUUCUGCGCUCUUAUUCUUCUUGUUAUGUUCGUCCGUUUGUUUUCUGUGAAUAGGACGAAGAAGAGGGAGAAGGUGUUCAAAGCAGAGGUUAAGACGGGUCCCAGACAAUUCACAUACAAAGAGCUAAGAGCGGCCACAAAAGGGUUCAACCCCGGGAGGAUCAUAGGUAGCGGAGCGUUUGGGACGGUUUACAAGGCCAUUUUCGAAAACUCGGGAAACAUAGCGGCUGUGAAGAGAUCGAAACAUACACACGAAGGCAAAGCGGAGUUCAUGGCAGAACUAUCCAUCAUAGCAGGGUUGAGACACAAGAACCUGGUUCAACUGCAAGGGUGGUGCGUGGAGAAGGAUGAAUUGCUGCUGGUGUAUGAGUUCAUGGCGAACGGGAGUCUGGAUAAGGUUCUAUACAAGGAGGGGGGUACUGAAAACCCGCUGAAAUGGGGGUAUAGGUACAACAUAGCUGUGGGUUUAGCUUCAGUUCUUACAUACCUGCACCAAGAAUGUGAACAGCAGGUUAUCCACAGAGACAUAAAAACGAGUAACAUAAUGCUGGAUUCAGGAUAUAACCCGAGGCUAGGGGAUUUCGGGCUGGCGAGGCUAAUGGAUCACGCUGACAAAAGAAGCAGCAGCCCGUUGGUUUCAACCUUGACGGCUGGUACCAUGGGGUACCUGGCACCAGAGUAUCUGCAGUAUGGGACUGCCACUGAAAAGACUGAUGUGUUCAGCUACGGUGUUGUUGUGCUAGAAGUAGCUUGUGGGAGGAGGCCUAUCGAAAAGGAAGGGGUAAACUUGGUAGACUGGGUGUGGAGGAAGCACUCUGUUGGGAGGAUCAUUGAUGCUGCAGACACAAGGCUUGCAGCAGCAGAUAGAGGGGAGUUUGAAGAAGAGGAGCAGUUGAAGAAGCUGUUGAUUGUGGGGUUGAGUUGUGCUCAUCCUGAUGCCAAUGAAAGGCCUUCAAUGAGAAGGGUCUUGCAAAUACUUAAUAAUGAGGCUGAGGCCCUGGAUGUUCCUAAGGCCAAACCUACUCUCACCUUCUCUCAUAGUUUGCCACUUAGUAUUGAUGAAAUCAUCUUUUCUUCUUCUUCCUCUUCAUCAUCUUCAAAGGAUGUUGUCCCUGAAGAAGAACAAGAAGAUUGUGGCAGGGUUUCUGGAGGAAGUUGCUACCUAGAGAUCAAACUGCUGGAUCACUCUUCCUCUUCCUCUUCUUCUCAUAAGCAGCCCCAGCAUUUGCAGCUAGGUUUGGAUGAUGAUGGGAUCUUUUCAGAGGCUGGAAGUCCCUUAGAGAUCCGACUCGAUCUAAACCCGCAAAGAGAUUCUUUCCCAAUAUACGACGAUGACAACUUUGACAAAUAAAGGCUGGCUGGAACUAAUGAUAGUUUGCUCAUUCAUUUGUUCUUUCACACAGUUUGUAAGAUGAUAUGAUGUCUUUUUAAGAAUGACUCAGGGGCUGCUGAGUUCAAGUUAUUCCAUUGAACUCACUAACUACUCAAUCUAGUUAUAAUGCUCAUUCUGGUCUGUUUUUCUGCUGCUUCUUUUUUUACCUAUUUUACGGCUAGCUAGUAAAUAAAUGCCUGUCGCAUUUUUCUUUCCCAGUGAGAAAUCUAGCUUUCAAGAUUGAAAC